Messenger RNA from Dendroctonus ponderosae (mountain pine beetle), 2071 nucleotides. RefSeq names its product cytohesin-1. NCBI's taxonomy places the organism in Eukaryota, Metazoa, Arthropoda, Insecta, Coleoptera, Curculionidae. Gene Ontology annotation, biological process: regulation of ARF protein signal transduction. Bases 195 to 1403 code for a protein of 402 amino acids. The transcript is spliced from 7 exons. Gene Ontology annotation, molecular function: guanyl-nucleotide exchange factor activity. The record is from RefSeq and is a predicted model, not a curated record.
CGCUGUUGACAUUAGUGACGUGCCGAUAUCACCGCUCUAACAUUAGUAAUGUCUCUUUAUUUUCCUAUGUUUUAAUUAUUGUGUUUGGAUCAUUUUAGGGUAUUAAAUGUAAUUAUAUUUAUGUUGUGGCUAGUCAGUAAAUAAUUGAAGAAUGGCAUCAACACCCAGGCUUUGUAAAUAAUAGCUGUAACACAAUGGGAUCCAUUACAAACAGUUUGGAGUCAUUUAACAUAGCAGAUUUAUCGCAAGAGCAACAGAAAGCAUUGAUAGAAAUACGGCGCAAGAAAACCGAACUUUUGCUGCAAAUUCAGCAAUUGAAGGAUGAUCUGUGUGAAGUGGUUUCGGAAAUGGAAUCGCUUGACUCAGGUGACGAUGGGAAAAACAGUAACCGUACAAAAAUGAUGUCCAUAGGGCGGAAAAAGUUUAAUAUGGACCCAAAGAAAGGAAUCGAGUAUUUGAUUGAAAAGGGCUUGCUACAACAUACUCCUGAAAGUGUUGCACAGUUUCUGCAUAAAGGCGAAGGACUGAACAAGACAGCCAUUGGAGAUUAUCUGGGAGAACGUAAUGAAUUUAAUGAAAAAGUUCUGCAAGCCUUUGUGAAUCUUCAUGAUUUUACGCAUCUUAUCCUCGUUGAGGCGUUGAGGCAAUUUCUAUGGAGUUUUCGGUUACCAGGCGAAGCCCAAAAAAUCGAUAGAAUGAUGGAAUGUUUCGCUAAACGAUACUGUGACUGCCAAGGCGAGAAUAACAUAUUCGAAAAUUCAGAUACUUGCUAUGUCCUGUCCUUUGCCAUCAUCAUGUUGAAUACCAGUUUACAUAAUCCCAGCGUCAAGGAUAAACCUUCUGUUGAUCAGUUUGUAAAUAUGAAUCGGGGUAUUAAUCAGGGCCAAGAUUUGCCCAAGAAUUUACUGGAAAGCCUCUAUGAGAGUAUCAAGGCGGAGCCAUUUAAAAUCCCGGAAGAUGAUGGUAAUGACUUGAUGCACACCUUCUUCAACCCAGACAAGGAAGGGUGGCUGUGGAAGCAGGGUGGCCGCUAUAAGAGUUGGAAGCGGCGCUGGUUCAUUUUGAAUGAUAAUUGUUUAUACUAUUUCGAGUACACGACGGAUAAGGAGCCCAGGGGAAUCAUUCCUUUGGAGAAUAUUUCGAUUCGGGAGUGUCAAGACAGGCAAAAACAGUUUUGUUUCGAAUUAUACGCAAGUGGAGGAGCGGACUUUAUUAAGGCAUGUAAGACUGAUUCUGAAGGAAAAGUGGUAGAAGGAAAGCAUACAGUUUAUAGAAUGUCCGCCAGCAGCGACGAAGAGCGCAAAGAAUGGAUAGAACGAUUGACCCAAAGCAUUAGCCAUAAUCCGUUUUACGAUAUACUCGCAAAUCGGAAACGAAAAGCUCAGCUGUAUACCAAAAAUUAGUCCUACGUUAUAUGCGAAUUCAAAAGCAGUACAUAUUUAUUUUAUGUAUAUAUGUAUGUAUUAAAACUAAUUAUUAUAGAUUAAUUUUUAAGUGGAAUGUUCAGAAGUGGAGGUCACCUCGAAAGAUGCAAAUUUCAACGCGUUGCCCUGUUAUUACUCAAAUCGAGUUGAAAAAUUAUUGGAAACUACACGACUUCUCAUUUAAAAUAUUGCGAUAAAAUUGCAAAAAUGUCUAGGAAACGUUUCGUCCGAUUACAACGCAAUUUUUACACUUUGGUUUUACCAAAACUCUCGAAAAAGCAUAUCAGUGUGCCAUGUUUACCUGAAGGCAAUUUGCUCUUUCUUAACGAAUAGUAAAAUACGUCAAAACGAAAAAUGAUGAUGAAAAAAAUUAGCAAAGGAACAUCACUAGAUAUGAAAAUUACUAAGUUAAUUGUUAAAUACCUUUAGCUAUAAUCUUUCGGAAUAAGGUAGGAUCAGUUAUUAGGUGGCGAAUGGUCGAAAUUAAUGUAAAUAUUUAGUUAACUAAUAAAAAACUUGUGUGCAUGUCGUCUAGAAAAAUUGUUGUAUUUUUACUUGUGAUUAAUAAUUAUGAGUACAUUCUAUAUUUAUUUAAUAGUUUGUUUUGUUAAAUAGUUAACGUUAAAAAUAUAUUUUGUAUUAAGAAA